Cryptotermes secundus is the source of this 6949-nucleotide messenger RNA. RefSeq lists its product as uncharacterized. Gene Ontology annotation, molecular function: guanyl-nucleotide exchange factor activity. Lineage: Eukaryota; Metazoa; Arthropoda; Insecta; Blattodea; Kalotermitidae. The transcript is spliced from 25 exons. The coding region runs from base 448 to 5862 and encodes 1804 amino acids. The record is from RefSeq and is a predicted model, not a curated record.
UUCCAGUAGCGCACCGCAGAAGGAACGCGGUGGCGAAAGCAGUCCGCUGAUGGAGCCUUUUUGCUUGAUGGAGUGAGUGUUUAACCGGUGAUACCUGUUGUUUUGUGUUUCUGAUAAUCUGAUGUGAUUUUGGUUCAUGUUGGACGCUUGACAGAAACUGUGUGUGGCAAGAUGUAGAUAAAGAUGUGUUUGGUUCGUGUCUGAAAUGGUUCGGACCGGUUCGGUUGUAUGUGGAAUGAGAUGGGACGUAACUUCUAGUUGAUCAUUGUUUACUCUUUGGUGUUCAUGAUUACAUAAUAUUUCUUUCUCAUUUAAAUGUGCGAAUAUCGCAAUUGUGAAGUGUACUUAUGUGCGUCAUAACCUAAAAAGGACAAAUAUUUUCCAUGCAUAAUUUUCGAAAAGCAAGUUUCUUAAUGCUGUGUAUGAGCGGUGUAUAAUCAACCAAACAUGGCUUACGUAAUUUGGCGCGUGUUUAUGAAGAAGUACGCCAAAAUACGUCUUGGAAUACGACGCAAUGCUCCGGUCAACCCCACCGAGAAUCCUGUUGACACCAACGUUGGCAAAUGGGAACAGAAGGAUACCACUCUGCCUUCUCAGCAAACAGCUAUCGGUUCGGCACCGGAACACGACACGUCUGAGGACACGGUUGGUCCGCCAGACUUACCUGGUAAUCCGUGUACACGGAAGUCCAGUAAGGCCAAAAGAGUGAAAAAUUACUUGAAGAAAUGCAAGGAUGCUGCAUUGGGUAACUCCAGCAGCGCUCAUACUGAAGGACAUGAGCAUGCCGUAGUCACAACAACGGAACGGGAUAAACGUGACGGGUCGCGGGUUCGAAACUCAAAGAGACGUAGUAAUAGUGGGAACAGAGAAGUGUCUAGUACAUCGUGGUAUGUUGCGCCUAACCUUGAUCCCCCGCCCAACCUUGUGUCUGUUGUGGAAGUGCUGCCCCCAGAACAGACAGAUGGAACUGGCUCUGAUGGCACUAAUAACACUGUACACGUAUCUGUUUCGAUGGAGACAGAACAAAGGAAAGUCACUUCUGCCUCUCGUUCAAGCCAGGAUGGACCAGGCGAUGUUUUAGAUUCGCGAAAUGAAGGCGGAACAAAUGUCGAAUUUCUGGAGGCACGAGAUGGACGUGCGCCUUCCGGUUGUGCUGCAGAAGACGUGGGUGACGCGCAUGCGUCGCUGUGUGCUCCCACUCCAUCCGAUUCUACUGACGCAGUGCGUAACGCACCGGAAGCACCAGAGAGUAAAUGUGAUGUGGCGAGCCUUGUGGAGCGGUAUUUAGGCCCUUUCUACCCGAACUUCCAGCGAGUUCGUCCCAUUCUGGUGCGACAAGCCCGCGAUCUGUUAGUGUGCACUUUCCAUGGCAACCUGCUUCAGUUUGAGCACGACUUCUGUAUUCCAGCCUCCGAGUUGCUUCAUGCAGUCAGAGACAUCGCCAACAAGAAGAGCGGAGAUGUGGUAGCCCCACGAGGCUGGCCCUUGUCGCUGGGAAACAGCGGGGUGAUCCUUCACCUGGGCGAGUUGGACCCCACUCUGCUGAGAAACCGCGACUCAUACAUUUGCGUGCGGGGCGGCAGAGGCAUCGACGUCGAGCUCGCCCUCUUCUGGAAGUGGGAGGCAGUCUUGAGCAGUCGAACACUCGCUGUAACGUCGCCAAACUCUGUUAUAGAGACGCCCGUCGCGUUGGAGAUGGCUGCCGCUGACGACGGUAAUGAUUUGCCCGGCCUCCUUCAGAGCCUGUUGGUGUCUGUCGAGAGGGCCAUCGAGCGAGUGCCUCUCGACGCCUUGGCGUUCCCGUGUCCUCGGUGUCGCGACGAGGAUGUGCUCCCAGAGGACACAGGUGUGGUGUGCGCUUGUCAGUGUGUGUGCCAGCAACAGAAUCAAGUGGAGAAGAAGGACACUUCCAUACAGACCAGUCCCAUGUUCGAAUUUGUGGGUUCGAUACCGCACAUUGACAGUGAUGAGGAGACUGACGCUACUAGCGAACCUGAUGGAAGAAUAAGGAACUAUGACAUGACGUCAAGAGAUGCGGCGACAAAACAGGAAGUAGAACUGACGUCACCGAAGAGCAUCGCGGAAUUGCCCGAGAAAUUGCUUAUGUCUGGAAUCCAACUGCCUGGUACCUGCGACCUAAAAGGACGUCCGUUGGUCAUAUUCGAUGCCACAAACGUCGCAAAAGCUUCCCUCGACAGCCACCAGAUCGCGUCCGUGCUGUUGUACUACGCUUCAUUGCCGAGGUCAGAGAAAUUAAAGGAUGGUUUUGCUGUGUUGGUCCUCUCUGCUGAGCCUGAAGAGACAGCACUUGACCUUCUGGAUAAAGCUCUAUCUCUUGUGGAAGUACACAUGAAGAUUGGCCGCGUGCUCCUCUGGCAGCCGACUUCGGUCACUGACAGACUGCAGCAGAGAUACAGUGUGUUGGGGACCAGUGGCCUCAAGUGUCAUGUCGUAACCGAUGAGAGAGACUUGCAUCAAUACAUUUCAGAAGAUCAGGCUCCUGUGAAUUGUGGGGGACGCUUGUCUCAUGAUCAGUUAGAGUGGGUUGAAUUUUACAAGGAAGUGGAGCCCUUCCUUGCACAGUGCCACAUGUGUGGCCGCCGUCUAGUGGCCAUCAUGUCAGAGCUGAGGUCCAUGGAGGGCCAGAGCCAAGUGACGCGGCGCCAGCUCCACCACCAACACCGGGCACUAACCCGGGCCCUCAAUGACCCUGAUCUUCAACGUCUUCGCCGUGAAGGAAAGGACACUCUCACUAGACUCGAGGAGAGGGCCCAGUGGUUACCAACCAGUGAGGAUGUCAGGCUGUCUUCUGAGAGAGCACAGCGUCUCUUUAUUGAGGUAGAUCGUGCUGCUCACCGAUUGGAACAGUUGGCAGAAGGACGUCGGGAGCGACUGCGAGAUCUGGCUAGGGUGCGUGCUUUGGAGGAUGAGACAGCCCAGGUCCUGUCGUGGUUGUGCAAGAAAGGGGAGGAGACCCUCAAGAGGCACUCGGAAAUUGCUACCAACCUCCCGGCAAUAAAAGAGCAAGAACAAGAUUUCGAAAAGUUUUAUUUCAUCUCCAUGCGCCACUUGGACAAAGGCGGCGACUUGCUUGAGGAGGCGGGUCAGUCCGGGAAUGAUGCACGGAAUUCGGGAACCAGUUCCGGUUCCUCGGGACUUAAGGAACUUGCGCGCUCCCUGAAGCAGCACCUCCGGGGGUUCAGUGAGCGUCUGGAGGACACCCGAGAGCGUCUUGAGGACACAUCCCGCUGCUUCUACCUGCUGGACAAGGCAUAUGAAUGGGCUUUGGAGACAUCAAAGUACAUGUCUCGUGUGAAGGCAGAUGAAGCACAGACACCUGAACAGACUGUACAGGUCCUGAAGCGCAUACAGCAGUAUCUGAUGGCCCACCCACCCAUUGCUGACGAUCACUUCACGGAGAUGGUGCAACUGGCUCGCAAACUGAACAAUGAGAAGAUGGUCGAGCAGGCAAAGGUGGCUCAAGGCAGGUGUCAGGAAACAAUGGAGCUGAUCCGAGCCCAGCAGUCGCGAUUGGUGCAAGCCAGACGGCAGCAGGAUGGAUUUGAUGGGGAUGAGAGCUUCUUAAGCUGCUUAGACAGAUCUUGCAUUAGGCCUUUGAGUCCAAGAUCAAUCCAUCAAGGCUGGAGUUCAUCUGGUGGAGCUACAAGCACUCCAACCGGAGGAACUGGUGGUGUAGGUCGUCGGCGCUCAGUAGGUUCAUUUCCAUAUAUAUACAAGUGUAACCAUCAUGCAGCAGGACAUGCGUGCUCAUGCUGGGACCCUGUGCCAUCGUCUGUUCUGGAGGAGUCCCAGGAUUGUUGUUGUAAUAGUGCGGGAUCCAGGCCAAACAACUUGGGGAACAUUCGGGAAGUGCGUGAAAGUGCUGAGGACCUUCUUGACAAUGAUGCUGAUGACCUGGAAAAGGGUGAAGAUGGUGUUUGUGUGAGGUGUGGUAAUCCGUCUGUAUUGGACCAGAGGUGUGACAGUAAUGGCACAAGGCACGUGCUGAGGAAGCACCUGCAUCGUUCUUGCACGUGGCAAUAUCCAACAGAAACCUUUGAUGAAGAUCCCUUAUGCAGUGGGGGUAGUGACAGUGGUACGAAACUGUGCAGCUCAAAUGAUGACCAUAAGUAUGAUUAUGUCACGGACAAUUCUGGAGAUAACACCACUGAAAGCAGUGAUGGCUUCCCUAAAAGUGGUGAUGAUCUUGAAGAGCACGAUGGUUCUGGCACCAGCAGCAAGCCUGUUCCACCAGUUCCUGUCAAUAGCCAUCUACACUGCCGUGCAUCCAACUUGGAUCUGGCUGUAGCAGCCCCAGGGAGCAAGGAACUCAAAACACAAAAGACGUUGCUGUUAAUUAUGAGGGAGAUGAUUCAGACUGAACGGGAUUAUGUGAAAUCUUUGGAAUACAUAAUCGAGAAUUACAUUCCUGAGUUGCUAAGGGAAGAUAUUCCUCAAGCUCUUCGAGGCCAACGUAAUGUUAUUUUUGGAAAUGUGGAGAAGAUAUAUGAAUUCCAUAGACAGUAUUUCUUGCAAGAACUGGAGAAAUGUGAGAAUAGUCCACUUCUGGUUGGCCAGUAUUUUCUUCGUCAUGAAAAGAAGUUCUACUUGUAUGCUCUUUACAACAAAAAUAAACCAAAAUCUGAUUCACUGAUGUCAGAAUAUGGAACAUCGUUCUUCAAGACAAAACAGGUGGAGCUGGGAGACAAGAUGGAUCUGGCUAGUUACUUAUUGAAACCUGUGCAGCGAAUGGGCAAGUACGCUCUGUUGCUGCAACAGCUUAUGAAGGCUUACCCUGACAAGGAAGUGGAUGUCACAGACAUCAGAGCUGCAGAGCAGAUGGUGCGCUUUCAGCUUCGCCAUGGCAACGAUCUCCUUGCCAUGGAUUCUCUAAGGGACUGUGACGUAAAUGUCAAGGAACAAGGAAGGCUGCUUCGGCAAAAUGAAUUUCUAGUCUGGCAAGGAAAGGGAAAGAAGUGCCUUCGUCAUGUCUUUCUAUUUGAAGAGUUGAUCUUAUUCAGUAAAGCUCGAAGAUUCCCAGAUAGGAAGAAUCUCGAUUUGUACAUAUAUAAAAAUAGCAUCAAGAUGACAGAUAUUGGACUUACAGCAAAAAUAGGAGACAGCACAACGAAGUUUGAAAUUUGGUUCCGCAAAAGGAAGCCAAAUGACACAUUCACUUUGCAGUCUAUGUCUGAAGAAAUUAAACAAGUUUGGACAGAAGAAAUCUCAAAAUUACUUUGGAAGCAGGCGCUGAGAAAUAGAGAAAUGCGCCUCGCUGAAAUGUCUUCGAUGGGGAUUGGAAACAAACCCUGCCUAGACAUAAGACCAAGUGCUGACCAGAUAAGUGAUAGGUCGAUCAGCAUUGCACAACUGAGCAAAACUGCCCCGCGGUUCCGCAACUCAAUCACGGUGUCGUCAGGAGAGCUCUUACGUAGCCACAAGCGACCUCACUCCAUAAUUUCUGUGAGCAGUUCUUCUUCUGGUGGCAGCAGCAGCAGCACCACCAGUCACUCCUCUGCUUCAGGAUAUGGACCUCUUAUCAACCUGGGCUUUGACCCAGCAGACAGUCCUCAGACUCAUCAUCGGUCCACCACUCUCAAUAGUCAGUGCUCUGUGGAAAGUGGAAUCAUAGCAGAUAUCUCAUUGGGAUCUGAAGAUACAGAUGGCAGUGGUAGCCACUGGCAUGUUGAAAGAUCAAACAGCUCGGUGACAUCAGCAUCUUUGGAUUCUUCUAUGUCUCCGACUUCCCCAGUUUCCCCCACUGAAGAGGAAAAGGGUUGCCUCACUCCAGGCCAGAGCAAGGACAACAGUUCAGCACAAGACUUGGAAAGGGACCAGGAGGAUUUAACAAUUAAACUCUAAUAAGUAGUGUAUACAAUAAAGAGACAAUUAAUACUCAAGAUCUGAAAGUUCAUAUUUACCUGAUAUUGCAAAUUGAUUUAACUAUAAGCAAGGUAAAUGUAGCACCUAAAGAUAAAUUUCCCUUUAGGUUCCAUGUUCCCAACCUCAUUAGUCCACAUAUUCUGGUAAAAAUCUGUAAAGAGUCCUUUUAUCUGACGUAACCAACUUUCCGAUUAUACAUUAUCUGCAAAAUCUCUCAAAAUGUUUCUAUAUAUUUUCAUACAACGUGAAGUAAAGGAGAUUAAUUCAAUAUUUUGCACAACUCGCCUUCCAUAUAUCUUCUAUUUACAUAUGAAUAUAUGUUAUUUAAUUUGCAUAGAUAAUAGUGUUCUGCAUGAAAUGGGGAUUUCAUUAAAUAGGAAGAUGGCAUGACCAUUUUGAAAAUAGUACAUAAUCCAGGUGCACUGCAAAUUUUACCAGUCUUACUGCUUUUGUGCUAGAAAUUAUAAAUCUCCAUCAAUCCAUGCAAAGAAACAGUCUCUAAAAACAGAGAAGUCAGGCUUGACGUAGUUGAAGGAUACUUGUGUCACAGGUUGGGAACAACUGAUGCAGCUUACAUAUCAUCAAGCAUGCUUUAUAACACUGGAGAAAUAACAUAAGAGCAGUCAAUGAUAUUUUAAGUCAUUAAUCAUUGGUUCAUAGAAGUAUUUAAGUAGAGUUUCUUUAUCAUACAGAAUAUCCAAGAAACAUAGACCCACAACUGAUUUAUGUAUAUAUGUUUAUGGUAGCUUCCCCAUACCAUGUACAAUAUAUUAUAGAUGCAGUAUUUAUUGUGUUUAAUUGAUAUGUGAGAAAGUGCGAUUUUGCCCCAUACCACUGAUGUGUCUUUAUGUUAUAGAAUGGAAUAUCUGGUCAUUAAGCUGACCAAACUGAUAUUUAAUAUAUUAUAGUUGACAUAUAUUACAAAUUACCAAGAUGUGUUUAAUGGUGACAACAUGCAGAUGUCAAUACAGCUUGUUAAAACAGUUGUUAACUGCUUUGACAAUUGUGUAUUAGCUUGAAGCAUUGAAUUUUGUAUUUUUUACUAAUAAAGUGUAUUAUAUUGUAA